AUGGUAAGCAACGGAUGUGUCAAAGACAGUAUACGGCGAUGUGAACAUCAACAUACACAUUUGAACAUGUCAGCUAACAAUACAGUGCUGUUGUCGCUUACAACCGAAAUGAUACCUGUUCUAUUUAUCAGUUGGGAGCUUUAUGACCUCAUAAGUCGCAUAUGUUAUCACGUACUCUAUCCUUGCAUCGGCGUGAUUGGGAUAUUGGGGAAUAACAUCAACAUUGUCAUUCUGACUCGACAGGGAUUCCGGAAAUUGUUCAAUAUCAUUCUCUUGUCUUUGGCUGUCUCCGAUUGUCUGUUCUUGUUUGGCAUCAACAAUGGCCCAAUUCAAGUGUACGCCGAACAUCAGGGGUACAUGUUCUCUGAAACUCUUAAUUCCAUCUGUUUUGUAUUGUUCAUGAUUUGUUCCUGUGCUAACGAUAUAGGAUCAUUCUCAUCUGUGAUCAUUCCUGUUCUAAUAACAGGUGAACGUAUAUUAGCCAUAUGUUAUCCGUUCAAAGCGUAUGCGAUCUUAACACCCCGGUGUACAGUCAUUGUCCUGUCUUGUCUCUAUGUUAUAGUUGGAAUCUGUUGUCUGUAUGAAGUGCUGCUAAGUUAUCAACUAACGUAUUUUGUGAUAGAUGGUAUCGUUGUGGGGGAAAUGGUCAUUACUGAUAUGCGGGUAGCCCAUGAGAGAAGCGGAGUGAAACAGCUGGUUGACCAAAUAGGGAAUUAUCUUACAGGUGUCAUCCCAAUCAGUCUGGUCACCACGGGCUGUAUUGUAAUUGGACUCAGGAUCGUACAGAUCACCAACAGACGCCGACAGAUGAGCCCUAGUCAAGUCACAUCCAGUACUAAGCAUGGCAUCACCAAGACAACAAAAACUUUACUGAAGAUCUGUCUGCUGUACAUUGUCUGUUAUGGUUCUACUUUUAUUGCUUCAUUCAUUUUGCAGAGUAAACUGUUAGAGCAACAAAUACCUACAGAGUCGAUAAUUCAACGCUUUCAGAACGUGGUCCUUAGUCUAAACUGCGUUGGCAAUUUUCUGAUUUACUUGAAGGGACGCCACAAUAUCAGAAAGACAAGCAUUAAAGUGAGAAAAAAGAAAAAAGUGACAGACAAAUGA
Molecule: messenger RNA, 1107 nt
Organism: Candidula unifasciata
Lineage: Eukaryota; Metazoa; Mollusca; Gastropoda; Stylommatophora; Geomitridae
Source: the annotation of a GenBank genome assembly